AUGGAAAUGCUCAAUCUUCCUUACAUGGUUUUGGUUGCCUUUGCUGUGAUAGGAACUCUAUUCUCUAGUGAAGUUGAUGUGGUUCUGGGACAACUCUGCCAAGGUGACAUGCCGGGUCUGAUAACGCAAUGCCAGGCUUAUGUUAUGAGGGGUAGUCUACUGCCACCGACGGGUUCUCAGGGAUGCUGCGCGGCGGUAAGAACACUAGAUAUUCCAUGCGCGUGCCAGCACGUGACGAGGGUGAUCGAGGGGGUGGUAGACAUGGACAAGGUGGUUAAGGUCGUUAGGUCCUGUGGUAUCUCUGUUCCUCAAGGAAUGAAGUGUGGAAGUUAUACAGUUCCACCGGGAAGUGUUUGA
Argentina anserina (silverweed cinquefoil) is the source of this 357-nucleotide messenger RNA. RefSeq lists its product as uncharacterized. The transcript has 2 exons. Lineage: Eukaryota; Viridiplantae; Streptophyta; Magnoliopsida; Rosales; Rosaceae. The record is from RefSeq and is a predicted model, not a curated record. Bases 1 to 357 code for a protein of 118 amino acids.